This is a messenger RNA of Cladocopium goreaui, 1077 nucleotides long. The record is from the annotation of a GenBank genome assembly. Lineage: Eukaryota; Dinophyceae; Suessiales; Symbiodiniaceae.
GUUGGCUCAAGCUGCAAGUAGGAAUAUUGAAUAAUUAUUACCUACCCGUUUUGGUUGCAGCAAAUGGCGGCCCCAGGAAACAAGUUCUGGGGGGGCGCAAGCUCCUCAGAGUCCGAUUCCGACUCCGGAUCCUCCGACAGCGAGGAGGAGCGGCCCGUGGUGGCCGCCGCAGCGCCUCGAAAGAUGGCGCGCUGGGCUGAGGCCUCCUCCAGUGAAGAUGAAGGUGUUGCACAGCGCCGAGUAGUCCGAUCACACACGGACAAAAAGAACGAGCAGAUGUUAGAACAGAUCAAGGUUAUGAAGAACCACAUGAAGAUCGAUGAUUUUGCUAGUACCAUUACGGACUACGAGGCAUUGAUCAAAAUGUUAGAAAAGCUCCGCACCCAGGUGGAAGCGGAUGGUGGUCCUCCUAAGCAGUUUGUGAAAGCCAUUGGCGCAUUGGAAGACUACAUUGAGAAAACUCACGCCGAAAUCCAGGAGAAGAAGUCCAAGGGCAACAAGUUGCCAGAGAACAAAGCGAAGGCCUUCAACACCCUUCGCUCCAAGGUGAAGAAGGGCAACAAGCUCUACGCCGACGACCUGACGCAGCUGCGUUCCAACCCCGAGGAUUUCCAGUCUGAAGAGGAAGCCGCAGACUCUGCCAGCGAGGCCAGCCAGGCAGCUGGUUCCGAGGAUUCCGCCUCCGGGAGCUCUGAGAGUGACUCCAGCAGCUCCAGUAGUGACUCCAGUAGUGACUCCGACAGUGAUUCGUCGGACAGCUCUUCGGACACUGGUGGCAGCGAUUCUUCGGACAGCGACUCUGAACCCUCCUUCGACGACAGCGACAAGAGCGGCAGCGAGGAUGGUGACGAAGAUUUGGCCCGAGAGAGGAAGAUGCUGCGAUGGCUCAUCACGCCCGAAAAGUUGGCGGAGCGUGAAAAGAAGGCCGAAGUCGCUAAGGCCAAAGAGGCCGAGAACAAGGCCAAAGAUCAGGAGAAACGUGCUAGAAAGAAGGACAAAGUGGAGGAGGGUCAGAAGGGCACCACCCAUCAACGCAAAGGUAAAGAUGAGCCAGAAGAGUACACCUCCAAGGACUAG